UUGCCAACGGUAACCAAUGAUAGUGCGGGGCAGGUGCUGGGUGCGGCAGGAUAAAAGCCUCGCGAGGGCGGCUGACGCAAUCCGAAUCGCAGCGCGUGCACGACGGUUGGGCAGGUGUGGAUUAUGCCACUUUUUAGGAAUUUGACCAAGAUUGCCAAACAGGCUCUGUUGAGCAAUGGUUGUAGUUGCCAUUUUCCUGCCGUGACUUUCAGGCUUAUGAGCUGGAGCCCCAGACAACUAAAUGCAGAUGCUAGCUUUCACUCAGCAUCUUUUGCUGAAUCUGAUCACCCCUGCGUUCUUAUCACUGGUGGAUUAGGCCAGCUUGGCAUAGGGCUUGCUAAAUUGUUAAGGAAACAUUUUGGUAAGAACAAUGUAAUACUCUCUGACAUCAGAAAACCCACAGAUGAUGUGUUUCACAGUGGGCCAUUUAUAUAUUCUGAUAUUUUGGACUUCAAAAAUCUGCGUGAAAUAGUUGUCAAUAAUCGUAUUACAUGGCUGAUUCACUACAGUGCCUUGCUGAGUGCUGUAGGAGAAGCAAAUGUACCUUUGGCACGCAGUGUCAAUAUAACAGGUCUGCACAAUGUCUUGGAUAUUGCAGCUGAACAUAACCUUCGCUUGUUUGUUCCGAGCACAAUUGGUGCAUUUGGACCAACUUCUCCCAGAAAUCCAACUCCUGAUCUCUGUGUACAACGACCUAGGACUAUCUAUGGGGUCUCUAAGGUUCAUGCAGAGUUAAUGGGUGAGUACUACCACCACAAGUAUGGCAUGGACUUCAGAUGUCUGAGGUACCCAGGCAUAAUUUCGGCAGACACCCAGCCCGGUGGGGGUACAACAGACUAUGCAGUUCAAAUUUUCCACGAUGCUGUAAAAACAGGGAAAUUUGAAUGUUAUUUGAGGCCUGACACAAAGCUCCCCAUGAUGUACAUUGAUGACUGUCUGCGUGCAACGCUGGAAAUCUUGGAAGCACCAACAGAGCAGCUUAAACUGAGAACCUAUAAUAUAAGUGCUAUGAGUUUUACUCCUGAAGAGCUGGUGACUGAAGUCCAAAAGCACCUGUCUGACCUUAAGGUCACUUACAAAGUUGAUAAAAUACGUCAGGAUAUUGCUGAUAGCUGGCCAAUGGAAUUUGAUGACCAUAAUGCUCGGCAAGAUUGGGGAUGGAAGCAUGAAUAUGAUCUUCCUGAGCUGGUGUUCACAAUGUUAAAUUUCUGCACAACUGCCAGACAGCUGAUGCAAGCAAAUUAGUAAAGGAGAGAAAAUUUUGAAGGACCAGAAUCUUCAAGGGGAUCCAAUAUACAUACAACUUACUGCAAUAGUUAAUUUGUAAAACCUUUUGUGUAAAUAGUCCUUUACCUGUACUUGAACUGACCUGACAACUAGAUUUGAUAUGUAUUUUGUGGAAAGAAGAUUCAAGUAAUAAUUAGUGUUAGUAAACUGGAUUAAGACUUCUUUAAAAUUCAUUAAUGCUGUUGAUUCUACUGCGGAAAUGCUGUUACCAAAACUCUUGUCAACAUUUAGGACAAAAUCUUUUAUUUCAGGCUUUGUAUCUAAGCUUUCAGAUUUAUGUUUUACUCGGAGUAAAGAAUGUUUUGAGGGAUGUGGUGCUAAGGUAAGUGAAGUGUUGCUCAAAAAGUAUAAUUGGGAUGUUUAGUUUUACUGUCACAAAGCAGAAUCUAUGUACUUCAUGAAUUGAUCUUGAGCCAUCAAUCUUUUCAAGCAUGUAGGAAAGAACUGCAGAUGCUAAUUUAAAUCAAAGAGAGAUACAAAACGUUGGAGUAACUCAGUGGGAGAGGCAGCAUCUCUGGAGAGAUGGAGUGGGUAAUGUUUCGGGUCGAGACCCUUCUUCCCGAAACAUCACCCAUUCCUUCUCUCCAGAGAUGCUGUCUGUCCCGCAGAGUUACUUCAGCAUUUGAAUCUUUUAAAGCACUUAUGUUUAUGUUGGGUGCAGUUUAUUUAUUCAGCUGAAGAUAUUAUAAAUUGCAGUUUCCAAAAAAAGUUAAGAUUUUUAAUAUCCAAAACAAAUAUUGAUAUGCAGAUUAGUAUUCGAUUAAAAUGUAACAUUUUGUAGAAUACUUAGUCUUGACUUGCAUAAUUAUAGUAUUAUGCACUUCUGUGAUGAAUGAUCAUCAAUGUAGAAAUAUAAUGGAAACUGCACACAUUUCUAAUAUAUUUUGUGUUACAGUUGUGAUUUUUUAAAUUCUACCAUUGCAUUUCAUAUCCUACUAUCUGCAGUGGCUUUUGAGAUGUCUAGGCAUGAAUGUGCUUGUGUUUUGCUUCAUUCCAAAGUAGUUAUGGAUAAACAAUAGUAAAAAUGAACAUCUAAUACUCUUCUGUGAAUUCCAUUUCCUAACUUUGAAGGUCAUGCACAAGUUACAGAUUCUUCGAUUGACAGCUUCAUUGUAAAGUAAAAUCCAUGCUUCAUUUAUUACAAAAUGGUAUUUACAUUAAAUUUCCAAUAUGGCAUUUGAGUUUAAGAA
Molecule: messenger RNA, 2477 nt
Organism: Amblyraja radiata (thorny skate)
Lineage: Eukaryota; Metazoa; Chordata; Chondrichthyes; Rajiformes; Rajidae
Gene: tdh
Product: L-threonine dehydrogenase
Exons: 9
Coding region: 124-1245 (373 amino acids)
Biological process (GO): L-threonine catabolic process
Molecular function (GO): L-threonine 3-dehydrogenase activity
Source: RefSeq, a predicted model, not a curated record